AUGCGAGAGACCCCGGAACCUCCCGCAUCACACGCCUCAGAACCAAAUACAACGACAUCUAGCGGCGGCGGUAACACUAUUACCGAAGCCACGCCAGAAGAAUACGAUGGCUUCGAUUGGCAAGAAGAUGUCAAUGCUCUUGCGGACGGAAUGGCAGCACUCUCUGUCGAGCCCAGAGGCGCAGGAUACCUGGGUUCAACUGCAGGCGUCUUUUUCCUUCGGUCGCUCUUGAACUUGACUGGGCAUACGAAACCGCUUCUUGAAAGUAAGCCUAGAGCAGAUGAACGAUUCAGCGCCGUGGCAUCCUCCUCCCAGCUGUCCGAGCUAGUCGCCUCUAGGCAGGUUAUCGAUCGGCUCGUCGAUAGCUAUUUCUCGAUAUACCACCGCGCAUAUCCGUUCGUUCACGAGCCUACUUUCAGGGCUCAGCUCCACGAGGUCAUUCCGCGGCCGCAACGUCGAUCAUGGCUUAUGCUGCUCCACACCAUACUCGCGUUGGGCGCAUGGUGCCAGGACGAUCCCCAGGGCGAGUUAGAUGAUGAUCUCUAUCGCCAUGCUUUGUCCUUUGGCGAAGACGAGUCCCUGUUCGAAAGCGCGAACCUUGAGUUUGUGCAAGCUCUUGUUCUUCUCAGCAACCUCAGCCAGAAACGAAAUAAGCCCAACACCGGAUCUAACUUCUUGGGGCUUGCCACUCGCAUGUCGCUCAGUCUGGGCCUUCACCGAGAGCUGCCAGACUGGCGCAUCAACAAGUUGCAGCGGGAGAUGCGUCGGCGAGUUUGGUGGGGUCUCUACAUAUUCGACAGCGGCGCCUCAACCACCUUCGGGAGGCCCAUUCUACUUCCAGAUACUGAAGCUAUGGAUGUUCGGCCAGUCCUUAACAUUCACGACGUGAGCCUUACGAGCAGAACAACCGAACUACCCGUGGAAGUUGACGAGCCGACGCUCUACUCUGGUCUGAAGAUGCAGAGCCACCUUCACGUCCACUCCAACUUCAUUUCGAAUCGGUUGUUGUCGUCCUCGGGCAUAUCACCCGAGAGUGCGCUUUCCAUGGACGCAACGCUGAGCAAGUGGUCCGAGUCGCUACCCGCGUAUUUCCAGUUGGACUAUGACGGGCCUUCCGUCGAAUCGUGGUUUCUGUUCACCAAGUCACGGCUCUGGUGGCGGUUUUGGAACCUCAAAAUCAUCCUUUUCCGACAAUUAUUGCUUCAGCAAGCUGUCAGCAAGAGUAGAGGAAAUAUUCAAACUGCUUUCAACUCGUCCGACGAACGGUGCAGAAGCGUCGCCGUUGAUGCCGCCAUCGCAUCAAUCGCAUCCAUUGACCACUACACCAAGCAUGGGGACAUUACCAGGCUGGUUACAUGGUAUUCAAUUUUCUUCUUGUUCCAUGCGUCCCUUGUGGUUGCACUCGUCUUGAUUGUUGACUCGGAGUCGCCCAAUGCGCCCCAGUGGCAAGUCCACCUCGACACAGUUCGCCAUGUUUUCCGUCACGUCUUUGCCAAGGACCAACUGGCCGCUCGCUGUGCCACCAUCCUCGACGAAAUUCUAAUGCCCGGCUACUUCACCGGGUCAGACAACUGGUCAACUGUUGAUCCAGACUCUUGGUCGAUGAACUUCUCUACAUGGCCAACCGAACCAACAGAUGACUUUUUCAGUCUUUUGGGGUGGUCAGGGACCGAAAACUUGGAAAUGUAG
This is a messenger RNA of Colletotrichum karsti, 1689 nucleotides long. RefSeq names its product C6 transcription factor. The record is from RefSeq and is a predicted model, not a curated record. The transcript has 4 exons. NCBI's taxonomy places the organism in Eukaryota, Fungi, Ascomycota, Sordariomycetes, Glomerellales, Glomerellaceae. Gene Ontology annotation, cellular component: nucleus. The coding region runs from base 1 to 1689 and encodes 562 amino acids. Gene Ontology annotation, molecular function: zinc ion binding; RNA polymerase II cis-regulatory region sequence-specific DNA binding; DNA-binding transcription factor activity, RNA polymerase II-specific. Gene Ontology annotation, biological process: DNA-templated transcription; positive regulation of transcription from RNA polymerase II promoter by galactose.